Closterium sp. Naga37s-1 is the source of this 1107-nucleotide messenger RNA. NCBI's taxonomy places the organism in Eukaryota, Viridiplantae, Streptophyta, Zygnematophyceae, Desmidiales, Closteriaceae. The record is from the annotation of a GenBank genome assembly.
AUGCAGAUCCCCUCCCCCCCACUGCUGCAGGGAGGUAGGAGAAGGGAGGAAGGGGGGGGGGGGGGGGCGGGGGGGGGGGGGGGGGCUGGUGCUGCAGGAGAAGGGGCGGUGCAGGAGCCGCUCGGGCGACAGCAGGUUGGCCACACCCGCCACCCCCAUACCCUCCCCCACUGCUGGGGGGGGAGCUGCAGAUCCCCUCCCCCCCACUGCCACACCCACAGCAGGGGGAUGGAGGAGAAAGGGGGGGGGGGGGGGGGGGGGGGCGGUGCAGGAGCCGCUCGGGCGACAGCAGCAGGGGGAUGGCAGAUCCCUUCCCCCCCACUGCCGCACCCGCAGCAGGGAGAUGGAGGAGAAGGGGGGGGCGAGGAGGGGGGGGGGGGGGGGGCAGGUGCUGCAGGUCCCCUCCCCCCCUCUGCUGCUCCCGCAGUAGGGGGAGGUAGGAGAAAGGUGGGGGACCUGGUACUGCAGAUCCCCUCCUGCCUCCCCCUGAACCUCCAAGUUUCCCCCCCCUUUCCCCGCCAUCCCCAUGGAGGGGGGGGAGGAGGGGGAGGGGGGCGGGGGCGGAGCUGCGCGUGCGACUGUAGGGCACGCGGGCAGGAGGAACCCCCUCUUGCCACCCCCUCACCCACCAUGGCGCAACAGGGCACCGGGGCCGCGGUUAGGGGCAGCAGGUCGCGAGGGGCCAUGGCUAGGGGCGACGGGGCCAUGGCUAGGAACGGGGCCGGGCGCUGGGCAGGUACGGGGCCGGGUGCUGGGCAGGUACGUGGCCGGGCACUUGGCAGGAACGGGGCCGGGCGCCGGGCAGGUACGGGGCCGGGCGCUGGGCAGGUACGGGGCCGGGCGCUGGGCAGGUACGGGGCCGGGCGCUGGGCAGGUAUGGGGCCGGGCACUGGGCAGGAACGGGGGCCGGGCGCUGGGCAGGUACGGGGCCGGGCGCUGGGCAGGUACGGGGCCGGGCGUUGGGCAGGUACGGGGCCGGGCGCUGGGCAGGUACGGGGCCAGGCGCUGGGCAGGAUCGGGGGCCGGGCGCUGGGCAGGUACGGGGCCGGGCGCUGGGCAGGUACGGGGCCGCGCGCUGGGCAGGUACGGGGCCGGGGCGCGGGCUAA